Messenger RNA from Aureobasidium uvarum, 843 nucleotides. Lineage: Eukaryota; Fungi; Ascomycota; Dothideomycetes; Dothideales; Saccotheciaceae. The record is from the annotation of a GenBank genome assembly.
AUGGCGGCGAACAGAAACCGCCGCCUGGUCAAGGAGAUUCAGGACGUCCAANAAGACUCUCACUCGGGCGUCUCGCUCGAGCCGCUGAACAAGGCACAAACCGGCUCCGACACUCUCGAUGAUUUGACACAUUUCAAGGGCCUCUUCCGUGGGCCGCCCGACACUCCCUACCACGGUGCUACCUACCAUGUCGACAUCAAGAUCCCCAACGACUAUCCUUUUCAGCCACCCGUCAUGAAGUUCACCACAAAGAUCUGGCACCCAAACAUCUCGAGUGUUACUGGUGCCAUCUGCCUCGACACUCUGGGCUCGGCCUGGUCUCCCGUCCUUACCCUCAAGUCCGCCCUCAUAUCUCUCCAGUCACUACUAUCCUCCCCCCGAANNCCAANNAAAGAUCCCCAAGACGCAGAGGUCGCUCGCAUGCUCAUCACAAAUCCCAAAGAGUUUGAACACGUCGCUCGUGAGUGGGCAAUCAAAUACGCCGGUGCUCCCCAAGGUCCUCCCGGCUCGGAAAGCGCCGGCGCAGAGGGAAGUGGAGGUGUCACCGAAGAGACACUGAAACACAAGGACGACCAGAAACGGGAGAAGGCAGAAGCCGCAAAACUUGCCCAGUAUGCUGCCGUCUACCACUCGGUACAUCGACACAGAUCGCUGACAUGCGCUACAGGUNAUCACGGUUACAACAAGUCUCUGGUGGACCGCUUCUCUGCCAUGGGCUUCGACGUUCCAACCGUGGUUGCCGCCUUUGAGUUUACUGGUAUUGACAAGAACGACGGCGAAGACUACGAGCUCGAGGAGGAGUACAUGGGCGACAUUACCGCAAGGCUGUUUGGCGAGGCAUGA